Messenger RNA from Sebastes umbrosus (honeycomb rockfish), 1473 nucleotides. RefSeq names its product regulator of G protein signaling 2 (gene rgs2). Lineage: Eukaryota; Metazoa; Chordata; Actinopteri; Perciformes; Sebastidae. The transcript is spliced from 5 exons. The coding region runs from base 147 to 755 and encodes 202 amino acids. The record is from RefSeq and is a predicted model, not a curated record.
UACCGGGGCCAGUCACUGUUUACACAGCAACAGCCAAUCACGUCGAAGGCCCGCCUCUCGCCUUGUCACACUACUGAGCGUGGCUGGAGAGAGAAACUAUAAAGUUGCCCGACAAGUCAAGAGGGAGAAGGAGAGGAUUUAGAACCAUGCGAGAGAACCUUGCCAUUGUCUCAUCCCAAAACAUGGCGCUCAUUGACUCUAUGAAACCCACUGACCUGUCCGCAGAGAGGAAGGGGAUAAAGAGGAAAAACUGGAGGAACAGAAUAGGAUUACUCUUGCAGACAAACUCUCCCAAGUCGAUAUUACAUCUGAUGAAAAACAGACCUUACAGGCCGACUGCUGAUGACGUGCACCAGUGGGCGCAGUCGCUUGACAAACUGCUCAGUCAUAAAUAUGGAAAAGCUGCCUUUUGUAUCUUCCUGAAGUCUGAGUUCUGCGAAGAGAACAUUGAGUUUUGGACAGCAUGUGAGGAUUUCAGUGCUCUCACGUCGCAGAAAGAGCUGGCGUCCAAGGCCAACAGCAUUUACGAAGAGUUCAUUAAAAAUGAAGCUCCCAAAGAGAUAAACCUGGAUUACCAAACUAAAAACGCCAUCAUCCAGAGCCUCCACGAGCCCACUGUGACCAGCUUCCUGGCAGCACAGAUGAAAGCCUACAGCCUGAUGGAGAACAACUCGUACCCCAGAUUUAUCUACUCCGACCUCUACAAAGAACUGUGUGCGGCUGCCAGGGUAGAGGGCAAGCACAUUAAGUCCUAGUCAAACCAGACACCCACUGCUGGAGUCAUUUGAUUACCACUGUGACUGUGCGAAUAGACCGCUGAUGAUGGUUAAUUCCGGGCACUGCCGCCUCGGAAUAAUGCAAAUCCUGAGCAUAAACAAUAACGUCGAGUGUGGAAAAUGCAAAAACAUGGAGCCAUUUUUAGUCCGUCCUGCUGAGAGCUCUGAUGUUGGGAUGAUUAGGCAGGAUGCUAUAUGCUGCUGCAGGCAGUGCACAGAGCAUUUCUACCAGAUGGGAUUAUGGUUACAUUUUCUUCACUGGGCCAUUACCUGCACUUUCUUUAUACUACACUGUUAGAAUUUGAUAUUUUGGGCGAUGAUGCGUUUAAGAAAAUGCUGUUCAAGUGCAACUGCACUCAAAGCUGAGAUGAGUGUCUCACACUUAACUCUCUCUUACCGACGAUGCUGUUUGAAUGUAUUUCUGUGCUGAUAUCCACUUGAAGACUUUGCACAGCUGUCAUAUACACAGGACUUUCUAAUUCCGCUGCUCUUCUGGAUUUGCUUCAGAUCUGUUUACACAAAAAAGUGAAUUUUUUUUAAUUUAUAUAAUAAUAUUCACAAGUUCCACCAAAGCCUGCAUUUGGCCUGAAGAUACUGUGACAAUGUUAUCUAUUGUAAAUAUGUCAUGUGUUGAAUGUGAAUUUAAGGCAGCUGGACUGUUUGAGAAAUAAAAUAUGUUUGUUCUAUAAUUCUGAAA